Molecule: messenger RNA, 996 nt
Organism: Rhodofomes roseus
Lineage: Eukaryota; Fungi; Basidiomycota; Agaricomycetes; Polyporales; Fomitopsidaceae
Product: V-snare-domain-containing protein
Exons: 6
Coding region: 88-759 (223 amino acids)
Biological process (GO): vesicle fusion; endoplasmic reticulum to Golgi vesicle-mediated transport
Cellular component (GO): Golgi medial cisterna; SNARE complex; cis-Golgi network
Molecular function (GO): SNAP receptor activity
Source: RefSeq, a predicted model, not a curated record
CGUCGAGCAGCGCAGGCGUGACACGCCACUAUACACCUGCUACGUGACCGCGUCUGCCUCUGACCAUACCCAUAAUUACUGUCCACCAUGGCCACCUACGACUCCCUCCACCGCCAAUGCCGCACGCUCGAGUCGCUCUUCGACACGAAGCUCACAACGUACUCGCGCCUCGCGAGCACGAUCUCGCGCAACCAGGACGACCUCGAGGCGGGCGGGUCCGCGGAGCGGUGGCGGGACUUGGAGGCGGAGGUCGACGAGCUGCUGGAGAAGUUGGAGGAGAUCAACGACCAGCUGUCGAGGCUCGCGGAGGACACGGAGAACCCGCCGUCGCAGUCGAUGCUCCGUGCCAUUCAGAGGCAUCGGGAGGUGUACCAGGACUAUUCGAGAGAGCUGCGGAGGACGAAGACGAACGUACAAACAGCUCUAGACCAAGCGAAUCUCCUCAGCGGCGUCCGGAAUGACAUCGACGCGUACAAGUCGUCAGCAGCAGACUCGCUUCUCGCCGAGCGCGGGCACAUCGACAGCUCGCACCGCAUGACGGACGACAUCCUCGCCCAAGCGUACGAGACACGCUCCGAGUUCGCCCGCCAGAGACUGACCAUAUCCGGGAUCAACACGCGCAUGCAGAGCGUACUCAGUACGAUUCCCGGAAUCAACGGCGUGAUUGGCAUGAUCAAGUCGCGCCGGAGACGAGACUCGAUCAUCGUCGGCUGCGUGAUUGGGGUUUGCGUCGUGCUGCUGCUCAUGUAUGUCUUCUAGCGGAGGUCUCUGGACUAUCUGUUGCUAUUGCUACCCGGCGUCGCGUUGUUUGACUACGGACGGCUCCUCCGCGCACAGAGCUUUACUAUGCGGAAGGCUCUAUUUAUUGGUCGCCAGAUGAGCAAAACUGCGAUUCUGCGUGACAUUGUUGGUUUGCUUGUACUGUACUUGACCCGCGACGGACGUGUAAUGUGUCAUUGGUGUCAUAGGCCUCUUACUCGCGACAAAGUUGAGUAA